AUGAACCCCAACUACGCAAGCAUCGUUCCUCCUGCGGACGAGAUAUCGAUUGAACAUGCCCAGGUGAUCAUAGUGGGCGCAGGCCCCGUGGGCUUGUUGGCCGCGUUGAAAUUGGCGCAAGGUGGCAUUGAUGUUCUGCUUCUCGAAGCAGACAAACAGGUCCUUCAGAGUCCUCGCGCAACCACCUACAUGCCUAUAGUGCUGAAUGAGCUAGAGAAAGUCGGCCUCUUUCCUGACAUUGAAAAGGCCGGCCAUAAGAACAAGGAAGGGAUCAUCUUCCGCAAGUCACACGCCAAGGGCGGCGAAACGCUCGCUCAGCUCAAGAUGGCCCAAGUCCCUAAAGGUUCUGUGAAGUACGACUUCGCAGGCAUUCACCUCGGGCAACAGACUCUGGCAGAGAUCAUCCUCUCUCAUUGCGAGAAGCAGAAGACGUUCAGAAUUCGCUGGGGUCAUCGAUUUGUAGGCGUCAAACAGUCCGGCGAAGCGGACCCUGUUUCCGUCACGUGUGUCGGACCUGUGGGCGAGAAGUUUUUCAGCUGCGACUACCUCAUUGCCGCCGAUGGAGCAGGGAGUGCGGUUCGGCGCUCUCUAUGCAUUCCGUUCGAAGGCUUCACGUGGCAGGACUUCCGUUUCGUGGCGUCCAAUGUCAAGUAUGACUUUGAGGGGUAUGGAGGCUUCACGACGGCGAAUAUGAUAGUCGAUGAGGAGGACUGGGCUGUGAUUGCUCGAACGGGCCCUGAUGAUGCCCCCUGGCGCGUUGCGUUCGGAGUUAGGACCGACAUCCCCGAGGCGGACAUACUCAAGCAGCUCCCUGCGAAGUACGAGCGACUUUUACCAGGACCGAGACCUCUAAAGUAUGAGCUUGUAAGCGCGAAUCCGUACUGGGCUCACCAGAGAGUUGCCGCAACCUUCAAGGUCGGCAAGGUAUUGCUUUGCGGCGAUGCAGGACAUUCCAACAAUCCCAUUGGAGGACUCGGCCUUACCACCGGUCUUCUCGACGCCGCAGCCAUCGCUAACUGCUUCUUACGCAUCUACAACCACAAUGAGUCCGCCGAUGCUUUGCUCGAGAGGUACGCUAAGGUGCGAAGGGAUGCCUGGAUCAAUUACACCAACCCGCAAUCCAUCGACUUCAAACUCCGUGUUCAUUCGUUCCACCCGGAGGUGCAAGCAGCGCGCGAUGGUUUCUUCAAUGCAUUGAACACCGACCCAUCGAUGCACCUGAAGAUGGCUACUAUGAUGAACGAAGUCAUCGAGGAUGAGUUUGCCCAGCCGGAGUUGAACGGUCUGCCGGGCACGGAAGCAAAUGAUGUUAUCGAAGGCUCUAAGAGUGGCAAGGAUUGA
Molecule: messenger RNA, 1341 nt
Organism: Exophiala viscosa
Lineage: Eukaryota; Fungi; Ascomycota; Eurotiomycetes; Chaetothyriales; Herpotrichiellaceae
Exons: 3
Coding region: 1-1341 (446 amino acids)
Molecular function (GO): FAD binding
Source: RefSeq, a predicted model, not a curated record